AUGGUCAACAUUGAGGUCACUGUUAUUUCCAGAUACACCAUUAAACCAUCAACUGCUUCCUCUUCGCCUCACCUUCUACAACCUUACAAGCUUUCCAUCUUCGAUCAGCUCACUCCCAACACUUAUGUCCCAACGAUUUUCUUCUACCGCAUUACUGUCCCCAGCUUCAAUCUCCCUCAAACCCUAAUCCAAUUAAGAAACUCCCUCUCUGAGACCCUCACUCUGUACUACCCAUUGUCCGGAAGGAUCAAAAACAACCUCUACGUACAUGACUUUGAUGCGGGUGUUCCCUACCUUGAAGCUCAAGUCAAUUGUCCCAUGCUCGAGUUUCUUAAGCUUCGAGAAACCGAAUGGCUAAACCACUUCGUACCAGUCCAUCCAUUUCUCAAGGAAAUGGAUUCUGAGCUACUGCCCCUCAUCGCAUGUCAAGCCAACAUCUUCGAUGGUGGAAUAGCAAUGGGCAUUUCCCUUUCUCACAAGCUCGCUGAUGGGGUAACAGCCAAUGCUUUUCUCAAGACUUGGGCUGCUAUUUUUCGUGGUUGUCGCCAAGAAAUCAUAUACCCUAAUCUCUUCCAAGCCUCAUUGGUUUUUCCACCACGAGAUAACUUGCCUAAAAGGUAUGUAGCUCUCAUGGAGAGGUUGUGGUUCGAGCAGAAAAAGGAUUACGUUACAAGGAGAUUUCUGUUUGAUGCUAAAGCCAUAUCCGCACUUCAAGCCAAAGCAAAGAGCGAGCCCGUGCCAAAACCAUCACGUAUUGAGGCACUUACAUGUUUUCUCUGGAAACAUCAAAUGGCUGCCUCUCGGGCAUCGUCAUCAGGUACUUCUCCAAAACUCUCCAUAGUAGCGCAUGCAGUAAAUUUGAGGCCACGAAUGAACCCGCAAAUGUUGUUGGAUAAUACCAUUGGGAAUAUCAUUUUGUGGGCUCCGGUGUUAUUAGAUAUCUUGGAAGAGACAGCACCACAGAGUGGUGAUCAUGAAUUAUGUGACUUGGUGAACAUGCUUCAUGAAUCCCUCAACGAAUUUAACAAUGAGUACUUGGAGACUCUGAAGGGUAAAGAAGGAUUUGGAGCCAUAUGUGACUUACUAGAUUUGAUGGAGGAAGGGACUUCUAUAAAACCACCGCCCGAGAUUUACGCAUUCACGAGCUGGACUAGAAUUCUUAACAAACUAGAUUUUGGAUGGGGAAAGCCAUUUCAGAUUGGAGUCAUCGGAAAAGUUGGACCUGUAUUUAGAAAUCUAACGAUAUUUGUACAAUGCGAUCAAGAAAUUGAAGCAUGGGUGACUUUGGAGGAAAAACAAAUGGCUAUGCUAGAAAAAGAUUCUCAAUUUCUAGCGUUUGCAUCUCCAAAUCCCUAA
This is a messenger RNA of Rosa chinensis, 1356 nucleotides long. Its product is annotated as stemmadenine O-acetyltransferase. Lineage: Eukaryota; Viridiplantae; Streptophyta; Magnoliopsida; Rosales; Rosaceae. The record is from RefSeq and is a predicted model, not a curated record. The transcript has 2 exons. Bases 1 to 1356 code for a protein of 451 amino acids.